AUGGCUGCUUUACUUAAAGACCUGGCCCUUUGGGGUCUUGCUAUUUGCACUAUUUUUAUAGUUGUUAAAGCAAAUACUAGUGUCGAGCCAAUCGGAGAAAGCGUUAUUCCACUACGCACCCACUCUCUUUAUAUGCCGUAUAUUGACCAAGAUCUUCAAAAUCGUUGGUUCGACUUUGGUGCUGACACAGUAAUUAACACUAACAAGUAUAUUAGAUUGACACACGAUCGACAAUCUCAAACUGGCUGGCUUUGGAGUAGAUUGCCCUUGACAGCUACGAACUGGCAGGUUGAAUUUGAGUUCAAGAUUGACGGGCAUAACCCUAACUUGUAUGGUGAUGGAAUGGCCGUAUGGUUUACCACGGACCGUGCAAAGCCCGGGCCUGUAUUUGGAUUCAUUGACAAAUUCGAAGGAUUAGGCAUAUUCUUUGACACGUAUGCUAACUCCAGACAGUCACAUUCAUUUCCCUAUGUAAUGGCAAUGAUGGGUGACGGUCAUACUGAAUAUGAUAAUGCAAAUGAUGGUAAAGCUAAUGAAAUUGCCGGAUGUGAGGCUGAUAUACGUGGUAAAUCGGUUGCAACGAAAGCGCGCAUCACAUAUUACAAAAAUACAUAUCUUGAGGUCAAAUUACAAUAUAAGGAAUGGGACCAGUGGGAGCCAUGCUUUACUAUUAAUAAUAUAACGAUCCCUACUGUUUCCUAUCUUGGUUUCAGCGCAUUGACUGGUGAUGUUAGCGAUAGCCACGAUAUUGUUAGUAUUACAACAAAUAACAUGAUUUCUGUCCCUCCGCGAGUUCAAAAGCCAAUUACGCGACAAGAAACUACGUCCUCAAGCUGGUUUGGAUUGUUGUUCAUUCUCAAGCUCAUUGCUACUACUGCUUUUCUUGGUGUUUUGGUGUUGGUGUAUAGAAUGUAUAGAAAUCAGUCAAAUAAAAGGUUUUAA
Racocetra persica is the source of this 942-nucleotide messenger RNA. The record is from the annotation of a GenBank genome assembly. Lineage: Eukaryota; Fungi; Glomeromycota; Glomeromycetes; Diversisporales; Gigasporaceae.